Messenger RNA from Fopius arisanus, 427 nucleotides. RefSeq names its product jumping translocation breakpoint protein JTBR (gene JTBR). The record is from RefSeq and is a predicted model, not a curated record. Gene Ontology annotation, cellular component: cytoplasm; centrosome; membrane. The annotation marks the transcript as partial. The transcript has a single exon. NCBI's taxonomy places the organism in Eukaryota, Metazoa, Arthropoda, Insecta, Hymenoptera, Braconidae. Gene Ontology annotation, biological process: mitotic cytokinesis.
GUUAACCAUUCUUGUGCUGAUUGUCGAGAGUCACUGGACUGAGGGUUCCAAUAAUAAACCAUUUCUCGAGAAUUUCGAACACAAUAACACGUGUGCUCACAGUGGACAGUAUGAGGUAAUUGAUGAGUGUCAUCCAUGCACUGCAUUUGAAAUUGCCAGUGAGAGCGUUGGUGUCUGCGUUUACGCUAGAUACAAAGAAGUAAUCAAGUGUAAGACUGGAGAGAAGAUUAUAAGAAGCUGUGACAGAGUAGCCUGGCUCGAGGAAAACGCCUUCCUGAAGUUCGAGGGGUCCAUGUUUGCCCUGUCAAUUCUGUCCUGUCUCGCAGUAUUCUGGCGAGAAAAUGUCCUACGCAAGCGAAUAAUUCGAAAAGUAGCCCGACAACUUCGAUCGAGUACUGUAUGAUAGUGAGCCCAACACUGCAUACCU